AUGCAGCCCUCCUGCCUGCUGCUGCUCGUCCUCGGCCUGCUGUGUGGCCCCAGCACGGCGCUCAUCAGGAUCCCACUACACAAGUUUACCUCCAUCCGUCGGACCCUCUCCCAGAUGGGUGGCCCUGUGGAAAACCUGAUCGCCAAGCAGCCCAUCUCGAAAUACUCCCAGGGGGCGCCCGCAGUGGCUGGGGGGCCCGUUCCCGAGAUGCUCAGGAACUACAUGGACGCCCAGUACUACGGGGAGAUUGGCAUUGGGACCCCUCCACAGUGCUUCACUGUCGUCUUCGACACUGGCUCUUCCAAUCUCUGGGUGCCCUCGGUCCACUGCAAACUGCUGGACUUUGCCUGCUGGAUGCACCACAGAUACAACAGCGACAAGUCGAGCACGUACGUGAAGAACGGCACCGAGUUCGCCAUCCACUAUGGUUCAGGCAGCCUGUCUGGGUACCUGAGUCAGGACACUGUGCGGGUGCCCUGCAAUGAGACCCUGAGUGGCGUCAAGGUGAAGCAGCAGACCUUUGGGGAGGCCACCAAGCAGCCAGGCGUCACCUUCAUCGCAGCCAAGUUCGAUGGCAUCCUAGGCAUGGCAUACCCCCGCAUCUCCGUCAACAACGUGGUACCCGUCUUUGACAAUGUCAUGAAGCAGAAGGCGGUGGAGAAGAAUAUGUUCUCCUUCUACCUGAACAGGGACCCGACAGCCCAGCCUGGGGGCGAGCUCAUGCUGGGGGGCAUUGAUUCCAAGUACUACAAGGGCUCCAUGACCUACAUCAACGUCACCCGCAAGGCCUACUGGCAGAUUCACAUGGACAGGGUGGACGUGGGCAGUGGGCUGACCCUGUGCAAGGGCGGCUGCGAGGCCAUCGUGGACACGGGCACCUCCCUGAUGGUUGGUCCAGUGGAGGAGGUCACUGAGCUGCAGAGGGCCCUGGGUGCCAUUCCGCUCAUGCAGGGAGAGUACAUGGUCCCUUGUGAGAAGAUAAGCAGCCUGCCACCCAUCACCCUGACCUUAGGCGGCAAAGGCUACACUCUCUCGGCAGAGGACUACGUGCUUAAGGUGUCCCAGGCCGGGAAGACUUUGUGCCUGAGCGGCUUCAUGGGCAUGGACAUCCCCCCACCUGGAGGGCCACUCUGGAUCUUGGGUGAUGUCUUCAUCGGGCGCUACUACACGGUGUUCGACCGCGAAAACAACAGCGUGGGAUUCGCCGAGGCCACCAGGGUCUAG
Elephantulus edwardii (Cape elephant shrew) is the source of this 1224-nucleotide messenger RNA. RefSeq names its product cathepsin D (gene CTSD). The coding region runs from base 1 to 1224 and encodes 407 amino acids. The transcript has 9 exons. Gene Ontology annotation, cellular component: lysosome. Gene Ontology annotation, molecular function: aspartic-type endopeptidase activity. Gene Ontology annotation, biological process: proteolysis. Lineage: Eukaryota; Metazoa; Chordata; Mammalia; Macroscelidea; Macroscelididae. The record is from RefSeq and is a predicted model, not a curated record.